AUGGAUCUUAUCACUCAACACCGAAUAAAGAAGGAGGUGGAAGACUUUAUUGCCUCUAUAGAUCAAUCUGCUGUCUGUGAACUAGCAACAUCAUUCCACCCAGGGAAGAAGCGCUGUCGCAUCUUUGAUGACGUGAAGAAAGGCGGGUUCAAUGUCUGCUUUCCGGUUGAAUUUACAGAAGAAGACAACAAUACACCGGGUGAACGAUGGAUGGUUCGAAUUCCAAUUCUGCCCCGCUUGGCUUUUCCAGAGGAAAAACUGCGCGGUGAAAUUGCUACAAUGAAAUUCCUCUGUGAAAGAACAGCAAUACCUCUCCCGCGCUUACAUGGAUAUUCAAUCACACAUGACAACCCACUGGGCCUCCCGUUUAUGCUGCUGGGUUAUGUUGAAGGAAAGUCACUCUUCAACUUGGAAGUUCAUAACCUUCCAGCCCCAAAGAUGCAAAAAUUGUUUGGCAACCUUGGUGAGAUCUAUCUCCAGCUUUUUCAGCACAAAUUUGACCGAAUUGGCGCUCUUACAUUGGAUGAGAGAGAUGAAAAUUGGAUUUUUGAUCACAAUCGACCACUUUCUGUGUUAAUGAACGACCAGACCCUAGCAGGAAUUAAGCCGUCCUGCUUGACCGGCCCCAAUCAAACUUUUCACUCUACCAUCGACUACAUCUAUACACUCCAUCAGACUCUAUUUGACGACUUUCAUCAGCGGAGAGACAGUGUCGACCAUCAGGCAGAUGCCCGCGCUUACAUCUACAGCCUGCUUGAAGCUCGUCAGUUUUUGAUGAAGUGGGUAAGGCCUGAAUAUAACCAUGGCCCGUUUAUUUUGAUGCAUGGCGAUCUACGGUCCGCCAAUAUAUUGGUUGACGAUGACUUGAAUAUUGUCUCUGUGUUGGAUUGGGAAUGGAGCCACACCAUUCCCAUUCAGAUGUUUGUGCCUCCAUCCUGGCUUGAUGGGCUUGAACUGGUGGGAUCUGCAAAAAUGCCUAGUCGGCUGAUUUAUGAGACUUUUGUGUUCAACUUUGAAAUGGAGACCAGGCGACGCGAAAAAAAAUAUCAUCCUGAAUGCCGAUACCUCGAUCAACUCCCGCUGGCAGGGAUUUGGAGGGAAACCCUCAGGACUCCAGACCUUUUUAUUGCACACGGACUGUUGCAACCACUUUAUUUUGGGAAUAUAUACUGGUCUGUUCUCGAAUAUCAGCAUUAUGGGGACGAGAGAAUUCAUUAUCAGAGAAGAAUGGAUGACUUCUUUGGCUUAGAGAUACAUAAGCCUGAACUAGAAGCAGUGCAGAAAAAACUUCAAGAGCUUGAGUUAUUUAAUGAGGAGUGUGAGAAAUUCCACAUUGAAAAAGAAACACACAGCAUUGAAAAGAGUGAUAGCAAGCCUGCAAAUAAUCUGGAGAAACCAAGCAACCACAUAUCACCACCAUUGCACCAGCGAAAAAUCAGUCUCCAGGGCUUCGCACAAUGUCUGUCUCUUUCAGAAAGUCUUGUAUACUGGCCAUUAAUCGGGGCCACAUUCAUCGCAGCCUGCACCCUUGUUGUGUUUCCUCGAAGAAAGUGAUCGGAAUUCCACUAUUGCCGGUUUUUGUCAGGGCUGGGAAAGGAGUUCAAUGGAGGAUUGAAUGGUGAAGAUUCUGUUGUUGAUAUUGACUAGCUCCGUCUCAUAUUGGGCUAUCUCUUGGUCAAGAGUGAGGCCAACUUGCGCGGUUGAUCGAGCAUCGAAGGCCUUCCGAGCACUUGUCGUGAGCUGUUCUAGCUCCUGAUGCCGGUGCCGAAGGGAGUUUAUGAAACUGAUUAAUUCGUUUUGGCGUAAGUGAAGUUCCUCGAGUUCCCUCUUCUUCGCCUCCAGCUCAGCAAUGAUGCCUUGACGCAAGGUUGGCUGCGUGUUCCCGGACAUGUUGGAAUACUUAAUAUCGCCGUAUAGUGGAAUGUUUUGUGACAUGGAGAAAGGGACAAUCAUAUAUUAUGUAUGAUUAUCACUCAGAAAUUUCAGAAGUCGGUGGGUGAAGAAGGGGGAUUUCUAUUCAAAGGGCCAUGGCACUCGAGUCUUGUUGGGUGACUGCUUUUCUCGCUUUACCCCGCACCAACUGGGCAACUAUCAUUCCUGCAUGCAUGACUGAGUAGAAAUCAGAACUUUUGACUGGAGCUGGCCAUGGA
Coccidioides posadasii C735 delta SOWgp is the source of this 2150-nucleotide messenger RNA. RefSeq lists its product as uncharacterized. The record is from RefSeq and is a predicted model, not a curated record. Lineage: Eukaryota; Fungi; Ascomycota; Eurotiomycetes; Onygenales; Onygenaceae.